AUGGCACAAACUAGUACACUCAUCUUGUCCGAGGCUCUCUCAUCAUUGCCCUCAGUACAAGCUUCACAUCAACGACUCCGCACUCAAACACGCUUCACCAUCCAAAACCCCUCCUCACCAGCUCCGGUGCUAGUUAUCCUCGACGAUGACCCAACAGGAACACAAACAUGCCACGACAUCACUAUCUUGACAGUCUGGGAUGCCCAAAAUCUAGUCUCGACGUUCAAGCAAGUCGGGACUGGCAAUGGCUUCUUCAUUCUCACCAAUUCACGCGCCCUGCACCCCCAGCAAGCACGUGAUCUCAUGAUCGAGAUCUGCACCAAUCUAAAGGCAGCUUCUCAAGAGAUAAAGCUCCCUUAUGAAAUUGUGCUACGUGGUGAUUCUAUCUUACGAGGUCACUUUCCUCUUGAGCCUGAGGCGGUGGAGCAUGUGAAUGGCGCGUUUGACGCGUGGAUCUUGUGCCCGUUCUUCCUCCAAGGCGGACGAUACACUAUUAACGAUAUUCACUAUGUUCAUGAGGGGGACAAGCUCAUCCCUGCAGCCGACACGCCUUUUGCCAAGGAUGCGACAUUUGGAUACAAGAGUUCUAAUCUUCGGGACUACGUUGUUGAGAAGUCGAAGGGAAAGAUUCCACACGACAAUAUUGACUCUAUCGAUUUGGAGACUAUCCGUGUCGGUGGCCCGGAAGCAGUUCUGAAGCAGAUCAUGCAGCCCCCAAAGCGAGGCGACACCCCUGUUGUGCUGGUCAUUAACGCAGCUGCAGAUGAAGAUAUCGACGUUGUCGUCACUGCGUUACUUCAAGCGUCGCAGCAAGGGAAGAAAUUCUUGUACCGAACAGGCGCCGCUUUUGUCUCAGCGCGUCUGGGUAUAUCAUCUAUUCCGCCACUUUCAGCUGGCCAGCUCGGGCUGUCCAAGAGUGUUGGUGGUCUCAUCAUCGCAGGUUCAUACGUACCCAAAACCACCGCGCAACUAGACUCCCUGGUUCAAAAGUCAGGAAGCAACCUAACAACGAUUACGCUCAACGUCAAAGCACUCCUCAAAUCCGACGAGGCAGCGAAAGAAGAUGUCGCAAAAGCAAUUGAACUUGCGUCACAGCAUAUCAAGAACGGACAGGACGUUCUGGUCAUGACAAGCCGGGAGCUCAUCGUCGGGAAAGACGAAGUUGAGAGUCUAGAUAUCGGCUCAAAUAUUGCCCUAGCUCUGGUGUCGUUCCUGCAGGGACUAGAGCAGAAGCCUCGUUACAUCAUCGCCAAGGGCGGAAUUACGUCGUCGGAUAUGGCGACAAAGGGAUUGAGGAUGAAGCGUGCUCUUAUUGUUGGCCAAGCUGCGCCUGGAGUUCCGAUGUGGCGAUGCGAUGAGCCAGAGUCAAAAUGGCCGGGGUUGAACUAUGUUGUCUUCCCUGGAAACGUCGGGCAUAAUGAUAGUUUGUAUGAGGUCGUGAGACAGUGGAGGGAGUUUGAGUAG
This is a messenger RNA of Fusarium subglutinans, 1464 nucleotides long. RefSeq names its product dehydrogenase. The transcript has a single exon. The record is from RefSeq and is a predicted model, not a curated record. The coding region runs from base 1 to 1464 and encodes 487 amino acids. Lineage: Eukaryota; Fungi; Ascomycota; Sordariomycetes; Hypocreales; Nectriaceae.